This is a messenger RNA of Nyctereutes procyonoides (raccoon dog), 3325 nucleotides long. Its product is annotated as 25-hydroxyvitamin D-1 alpha hydroxylase, mitochondrial. The transcript has 9 exons. Gene Ontology annotation, molecular function: monooxygenase activity; oxidoreductase activity, acting on paired donors, with incorporation or reduction of molecular oxygen; iron ion binding. Gene Ontology annotation, biological process: cholesterol metabolic process; cellular response to peptide hormone stimulus; glucocorticoid biosynthetic process. The record is from RefSeq and is a predicted model, not a curated record. NCBI's taxonomy places the organism in Eukaryota, Metazoa, Chordata, Mammalia, Carnivora, Canidae. The coding region runs from base 983 to 2509 and encodes 508 amino acids. Gene Ontology annotation, cellular component: mitochondrial inner membrane.
GUCGGGGUGGUAGAGACCCUCUCAUUUUUCGUGUUGACCUUCGAUUCCAGAACUUCAGAGCUAACUGACUGGCACUGAGUCCAGUGGGGGCAGGGUGGGAGAGUGAGGAGCAGAGAACUAACAUGUGCAGGAUUCGGAGGCUAGAAGCGAAAAUGGGCUGCUGACUAGAAAUACCCCCCCCCCCCCAAAGAAGACUGAGUCAGCUGGAGAUUCAGAGCACUCACCUAGCCUGUGCUCCACCCAGGAGCCCAGAGAAAUCUCUAAACUUUUCUAAUUUGCAUAAGGGUCCUUUGUUUCUGCUCCUCGAGCCCUAAGUUCCCUGUGGCUGGAAGGACAGAGCUUGUUGAUCUAAAAGACCACCCCCUCCUCCCAAGGAACAAAGAUGAAGGCUUCUGGAGCCAUUUUGGCCCAUUAACACCCACCGUCUGCUCACUGUUAGGUAUAGGAGGGGAUGGGGGGGGAGUUGGGGUAGUGCCAGGAAGUUCUUGCCUACAAAGAAAGUGCAGCCCCAUAAGCCAAAAAUAUGGAGAUGCUACAGCUGUGGCUCUUCCCUGCCCGAUGCGACUGAAGGAUGGGGAAUUCCUGAGGAUGGUCCCAAGAGGGCCUGGCUCCCUAGGGAAGUGGGAAUAUCAGGGACUGACUGUACCUUAGUAAUCCUGAACUUCACCAAAGAGCCUUUACCAGGAAGAGAUCUUUAGGCUGCUGGACGAGGGCAUCACUGCAGAAGGGGAAACUAAGGCAGACCUCCCUUUACAAGAGGGUCAUUGCAACAUGAGACCCAGGAGAGCUGCCAGGCAACCCAGCCCCGCCUACUGUGCCUGGGUGCUGAUCCCCAGCUCGACCACUCAGGAGAGGGGAUUGGCUGAGGAACAUAAAGAGGGGGCGUCACCAGUACCUCGCCCAAAGGUUAAAUAGGGGUUCAGGCAAGCAAGCAAGAUGUUCUGGAGAAGUGCUCUCCUCUGUGGCUUCCCCAAACCAAGCCAUGACCCAGGCCCUCAAGCUCGCCUCCAGAGUGUUCCAUCGCAUCCACUGGGCUCCCAAGCUGGGCUCCUCACUGGGCUCCAGAGGCUCCGACUCAGCACCCCGCAGCUUGGCGGACAUCCCAGGCCCCUCCACACCCGUCUUCCUUGCUGAACUUUUCUGCAAGGGCGGUCUGUCGCGGCUACACGAGCUGCAGGUGCAGGGCGUUGCGCGCUUCGGGCCUGUGUGGUUGGCCAGCUUCGGGAAGGUGCGCACCGUGUACGUGGCGGCCCCUGCCCUCGUCGAACAGCUCUUGCGACAGGAGGGGCCCCGGCCCGAGCGCUGCAGCUUCUCGCCCUGGGCAGAGCACCGACGCCACCGCCAGCGGGCUUGCGGGCUGCUCACCGCGGAAGGCGAGGAAUGGCAGAGGCUCCGCAGCCUCCUGGCCCCGCUGCUCCUCCGGCCUCGAGCCGCCGCCCGCUACGCCGCGCCCCUGGCCGACGUGGUCCGCGACCUUGUGCGGCGCCUGCGGCAGCAGCGGGGCCGCGGCGCCGGGCCGCCCGCCCUGGUUCGGGACGUGGCCGCAGAGUUCUACAGGUUUGGACUAGAAGGCACAGCCGCCGUGCUCCUGGGUUCCCGCCUGGGCUGCCUGGAGGCCCAAGUGCCCCCCGACACCGACGCCUUCAUCCGCGCCGUGGGGUCCGUGUUUGUGUCCACGCUGCUGACCAUGGCGAUGCCCGGCUGGCUUCACCGCCUGGUGCCCGGGCCCUGGGGCCGCCUCUGCCGAGACUGGGACCAGAUGUUUGCAUUUGCCCAGCAACACGUGGAGAGGCGGGAGGCCGAGGUAGCCUUGAGGAGCGAGGGGAAGGCCGCGGAGGAUGUGGGAUCUGGGGCACACCUGACCUACUUCCUGCUCCGGGAAGAGCUGCCUGCCCCGUCCAUCCUGGGCAACGUGACGGAGCUGCUACUGGCUGGCGUGGACACGGUAUCCAACACGCUCUCCUGGGCGCUGUAUGAACUCGCUCGGCACCCGGACGUGCAGACUGCGCUCCACUCUGAGAUCACAGCUGCCCUGGGCCCUGGCUCCAGUGCCCACCCCUCAGCUGCGGCUCUAUCCCAGCUGCCUCUGCUGAAGGCAGUGGUCAAGGAGGUGCUGAGACUAUACCCUGUGGUACCUGGAAAUUCCCGUGUCCCAGACAAAGACAUUCGUGUGGGUGACUAUAUUAUCCCCAAAAAUACACUGGUCACACUGUGUCAUUAUGCCACUUCAAGGGAUCCUGCCCAGUUCCCAGAGCCAAAUUCUUUUCGUCCAGCUCGAUGGCUGGGGGAAGGUCCAGCCCCCCACCCAUUUGCCUCUCUUCCCUUUGGCUUUGGCAAGCGCAGCUGCAUGGGGAGACGCCUGGCAGAGCUUGAGCUGCAAAUGGCUUUGGCUCAGAUCCUGACUCACUUUGAGGUGCAGCCUGAGCCAGGUGCUGCCCCGAUCAGGCCGAUGACCCGGACUGUCUUGGUACCCGAGAGGAGCAUCAACCUACAGUUUGUGGACAGAUAGACCCGUAGGAAGAAGCUACCAUAGUCACCCUUCCCCUCAUUGGAGGGAUUUAUUAGGCACAAGACCAAGAGAUACGUAUUCCCCCAAGACCUAUUUGACCAGACAGACUGCUUAGAAGGACCAUAGCAAACUGGUCGAGGCAGCCCUGACCAAUGUGUGAAGCAUGCAUUGUCCUGACCCAUCAAGCCCUGGGAAAACCAUGGUCCCUCGGCCUGCUCAGCCUUUCUCCUGGCCAUAUCACAUGCAUCCGGCAAGGGACAACUCAGAUUUUAAUAAUAUUGGGUGGCCUGAGAAAGAAUUCAACCACUGCCCUUUUGGGGCUUCCCUUUUGGGGUUGUUGGGUAAGCACUUAUCACCACCUGAGCUAAGUAAGUGUGCAUCUGGUCUGUACCGGGUUGAUUUCUCUCCUUGCAUGUGAGCUCUUUGAGAGGAAGAAGGAGACCUUAUUCAGUCUUUAUAACCCCUGCCAAGGCCUACCCCCGACUGGGUGAUGCCAUACAGGUUCUCCAAUUGAAUCUGGACCAUGUGGCAGAAGGAAUACGCGGCUUGCCAGGCCCUAUCUACUCUCCUCCUUCAUCAUCUUGCCCCUAGCAAAGUGAGGCUGCCCUCACCUGGUUUAUGAUGUUGUGAACAUCAUGUUCAUGACGUUAUGAUGUUUUGAAACUCCUUGACUCUUUGGUCACUAUUCGAGGUUGGCUUGUCCCACCACUUAGUGCCCAGGCAGAGACAUCUUUGGGCUUAUGUGUACUUAUGCCUUCCUUUUAUAUAUGGAAUUUUUUAAUAUUCAUAGUUUUGAAAUAAAAGAAUCAAAUGUUC